UUUUGACAGAGUAAUCGUUCCUGUAUAUGUAUUUUCUUGCAGCAAAAUAAGUCAUGGCCAACCGGCCAACUGUAAAAGGAAAGACGGACAGAAAGAAAGAAAAAGGAAGAUUUAUCGCACAGCGUUUCGCUUAGGUCUCAAGGAGCAAACGAAGAAAAAUUCAGCCUGUCAAAAUGGUGAAAGCGGUGGUUGGAGAAGAAACCCAACUCAAAUUGAUUGAGGAUCGUCUCAGCCAAUCCGGUCUCCCCGUUCAGUAUGUGUUUCGUAUAUCGCAGUUGGGUCUCGUAGUUGGCAAGCUGAGCUCGCCUUUAGACCGGGGUUUCGUCUUCGAUUUGGUUCCAACACCACCCAACGACGCCGGAGAGCCCGCGUGUUCACUCCUCGAGUCCGUCAAGGACGACAAGAAAAAGGGAACUAAGUCCAGAUCCCAGGCUACUGAAGUCUCCUCUCUGUUUAUCGAUCGCGAUUGGGUCGCCGAACACGCUCGCCAGGUAGCUAGAAUGCUAGUGGGUGGAGUGAGGGUGGUUGGCAUCUAUAUAUGGGUGAGCAGUGAUGCUUUUAAAAAUUCAACCAUAAUGCUUUCUCAGCUCUUGCAGACUAUAAAGGGAGUUGCGGAAGCAACACCCCUACAGGAAACUGAUCGGGAGGAAAGACUGCUCAUUCACAUUUGUUACAGUCCAAUGAGAUGGACAUGUCGAAAUUGCACAUGGACUUCAAAUAUUACAUCAAGCAGCCUACGACCCUGUGAUUUCAAAAUGGGAAGGGUCCUAACUUCCCUUCAGACUUUCAAGUGCACCUAUAAUUUUAACCUUAGAUUGCCCAUAUGUCAUGAAAGUGCAUCAAAUGUGCAAACAUUGAGUGAUGUUCUUCGACAAGGAAUUUCUCAUCAUGCUAAAGAACUGAAAGAUGCAAAGGCGAUCAUUGAUGGUAAUUUGGUGGUUAGUGACGAACCUUGCAAGUUGGAUGGUGUACAUGAAGUUGAAUUGCUUCUACCAUUCAUGAAAGACUCAAUUGCAGAAGAGUGCAGCAGAAAAGAUGCUCUCGGUGUUCUUGUCCUCAAUGGAUCAGUGUGUUCUUUUGCAUACUUGAACUCAAAAGAACCAAUUUCACAAGCUGUGUCUGAUAUAAAGAUGGAUAUCAUCAUGAGUCUGCAAAGUAGAUUAGAUAUCAUCUGUGAUGAGGCAUAUGGAGAUGUGGGACCAAAAGAUGAUGCUAGCUCAGAAGCAAGUGAUGGGAUAUCAACUGAUAAACCUGUUUCGCAGCUUGUCCUGCACUUCUUAAGAAAAGAAUGCAGUCUUCCAUUUCCUCGAAGAGUAUUUGUUCCUUGGUUGGGAGGCACCUACAUAUGUGACUACCUACAGCCAUCUGAGACUCUUGAGGUUCUAAAAGAUCAUUGUGUUGAGUUGAUGUCCAUGGAAGGUCCAACUGAUGCCUCAACGAUAUUAAAACCUGAAAUAGAAGCCCCAUCUCUGGUCACUAAGUCCUUCUGGGAUGUGGCAGCUCCAUUUUAUUCAGCAUCUAGCUCUCCUUUGGGGAGAAGUGGAGGUGACAUGGAGGAGGGAAGUAGAACGGAAACUUCUAAUUCGGAUAAUGUCCGCAUCAUGGGUGCUGUUCUCUGCAUUCUACUUUUUAUGUUACUCGGGUUUGUGAUUUAUGCUCUUGGGGGAUCUGGAUAACAGUCAAUCAAGUAAAGCCUCAGUUAAAAUGUCAAAUGGGUUAGCUUUUGUUGGCUGAAAAUCAAUCGCUAAGGAUUUAUUCGUUAACAAGCAGUGGGAAAGGUAU
Messenger RNA from Juglans microcarpa x Juglans regia, 1782 nucleotides. Its product is annotated as protein odr-4 homolog. Bases 174 to 1676 code for a protein of 500 amino acids. The transcript is spliced from 11 exons. Gene Ontology annotation, biological process: intracellular protein localization. NCBI's taxonomy places the organism in Eukaryota, Viridiplantae, Streptophyta, Magnoliopsida, Fagales, Juglandaceae. The record is from RefSeq and is a predicted model, not a curated record. Gene Ontology annotation, cellular component: endomembrane system.